Messenger RNA from Eruca vesicaria subsp. sativa (arugula), 195 nucleotides. NCBI's taxonomy places the organism in Eukaryota, Viridiplantae, Streptophyta, Magnoliopsida, Brassicales, Brassicaceae. The record is from the annotation of a GenBank genome assembly.
AUGGCCAAGAUUCUAUCCGGUUGUCCGGUUGUUGAAAAGUUAACAUUGUAUCACUGCCGUGAACUAGAGGUUCUUGAUCUCGGCAAAUCUCCACGUCUGAGAGCAUUAGAAGUAAUAAUAGGUAACAUGACGGUUCCGGUUCCGGGGCCAAGACGGAUUGUGGCACCACACAUCCAUUAUCUCAGAUUUCCUUAG